AUGGGUUUGAGGAGCGAGUGCUCAGCAGACGAAUCUGUGGAAGAUAAUGAAGAAAUUUCUAGUGGGCCCGCUAAAUUUGCAAUUUUUACUGGAAAAACUGAGGAUAACAGAAAUGAAUUUUGUGUGGUGGAAAAUAAUGAUUAUGGUGAGUCGUUGUCGUUCCAUAUGGUGAAGCAAAAUCUAAGUGAUGUUACAGAGAAUGUUAGUCUUCAUGGGAGAAGGAUCAAGAGAGAACCCAAGAAGGGCAGGGGUAGUGAUGUAAUUACGCGCAUGCCAUCGAAUUCAGAGGUAAGCUCAAAUAAAUGUACGCGGAAUGCCGAACUGAACCGGGGGAUCCAGGGUUCUGUUUCCUCCACAAAUGCCAAUUCGGGUUUUGGGCCGGGCCCACUUUUUGCCACUGGGGUCGACUCGGAAUGGAACAGCCGAUCGUCAACGUCCUUCGACUCGGCCAGUGGUGGACGGGUCAAAAUCGAGAAGGAGAACUCUCAUUCCAGCCUGGAAUCUGACUCGCGAAGCUCCAAUUUUUUGUUUGUGCAGGGAACUCACUCCUUGAGUAACAGGAUGCAGGAUGAGAAUGGAGAUGACAUGGCAGGAGGUGAAGAACCAGAUGGCGGAGGAUGUGAAGGUGGUAUCGCUGACUCAUCUUCGGAGGUCAAAGGGGAAAGGAGCGAGAAUCAUGGGUCAUUCAGUGAUGGAGAUUCUCUAGACAAGUCCUUGUUUGAACUUGAGUCUGCACAAGAAGCACUCAAGAAAGAGCUACAAAAGCUUAAGGAAUUGGGGGAAGAUAUUUCGGCUCAUGAUUUCGUCUCAGAUUCUUGCAUGGAAUUUGUGGACAAUGAACAGAAAACAAGCUCUAAGCAGUUACUGGGUGAGGGCUCACACAGUUUUUCCCAAUCCAUGCAAUCUGAGGUCUUACAAACUGCAAGCAGGGUUUUGGAAACAGAAAUUGAGGACCUAUUUAAGCAAAAAAUCGAAGCUGAGGUGGAAUAUAUGGCAAUUUCAAAAGCUGUCCAAAAGCUGAGGGUGGCCACUGUGGAUCAGGUUACAGUUUUGGAAGAACAAAAAACUUUGGCUUCAGAGCAAACACAAAUGCUUGAUAAGCUUGGGGCUGCUGAGAAUAAAGCUUCCAUGCUUAAGAAAGAAGCCGAGAAGUUGGAAAGUAUUUGCCAAGACAUUGCCCAUGCAAAUGAGGUAAUGAAGCUACAGAAAGGGGUUUGUAAGUACAGUUCGUAUUUCUUGGUGCAGUUUGUAUUGUUUCUAGUUAUGUUUGUGGCCUUGGUAUUUCAGUUGUCGCCUAGUUAUGUGGAAGUUGUUCCCACUUAG
This is a messenger RNA of Striga hermonthica, 1323 nucleotides long. The record is from the annotation of a GenBank genome assembly. Lineage: Eukaryota; Viridiplantae; Streptophyta; Magnoliopsida; Lamiales; Orobanchaceae.